AUGCGCUACUUCCUGGUGUACAAUGACCGCUUCGAGCAUUUCACCGAUGCCGCGAAGGCUCUUCGAGGAUCCGGCUCCUCGGGAGGAGCGGUCCAUGCAAUGGACGUAACCUCCGUGCGUGUCAUUGAGAAUGCUUUUGUCUUCAAGCUUCGGCAAGAAAGUCUGCACGUCCAAGUGCCCAUUGGCGAGGACAUGGAACUUUGGGUCUCCGCGUUUCAGCUCCUCUUCCACCCCCAGAACGAUGCAGGCCAUAACCCCACGAAUGUGGACGAGCUGCAAGUCUUGCACAAGCGUGGCGCCUUCAUGAAGGAUGGGGAAAGGCGAAGAAUGGAGUCAAGCGACCUUGCAGCGGAG
Messenger RNA from Symbiodinium necroappetens, 354 nucleotides. NCBI's taxonomy places the organism in Eukaryota, Dinophyceae, Suessiales, Symbiodiniaceae. The record is from the annotation of a GenBank genome assembly.